AUGUCUCAAACUCUCGCUCUCGUCACCGGCUCAACCCAAGGCAUCGGCCUCGCAGUUGCCAAAGAGCUCGCCAUCAAGCAUAACUACCAUGUCCUUCUCGGUGUUCGAAACACCAAAGCCGGCGAAGACAUCGCCUCUCAUCUCCGCAAAGACGGCCACCAAGCUUCAGUUGUAGAGCUUGACCUCACCUCUGCUGAGUCAAUUGACAAAGCUGUCAAGCAUAUUAAUGAGAAGUACGGGUAUCUCGAUGUUCUCAUCAACAACGCUGGUGUUUUGCUGGAUAGGCACGAAGGUCUUUCGACCUGGGAGCUCUUCUCCAAGACCUUCACCACCAACGUCAUUGGAACCGGUUGUCUCACUCAAAGCCUUCUCCCUCUUCUCCGCAAAGCGAAGAAUGCUCCACCGCGCAUCGUAUUUGUAACGAGCGUCAUGGGCAGUCUGGCGAAAGCAACUGAUGAAACCACGACCUAUUACAAUACAGACUACAAAGCCUACGACGCGAGUAAAGCAGCUGUUAACAUGCUUAUGUUCAACUUUGCACGGGAACUGGAUGAUGUUGGAGGAAAGGUCAACUCUGUUUGUCCAGGAUUGGUCAAGACGGGCUUGACUAAUUAUCAUGAGUGGGGAACAAGCACUGAGAUUGGCGCGGAAAGGAUCGUUGAAAUGGCGACUAUUGGGGAGGAUGGGCCUACUAAGACUAUCAGUGAUCGCAAUGGAGAACUUCCCAGGUAG
Fusarium redolens is the source of this 732-nucleotide messenger RNA. RefSeq lists its product as uncharacterized. Gene Ontology annotation, molecular function: oxidoreductase activity. Lineage: Eukaryota; Fungi; Ascomycota; Sordariomycetes; Hypocreales; Nectriaceae. Bases 1 to 732 code for a protein of 243 amino acids. The transcript has a single exon. The record is from RefSeq and is a predicted model, not a curated record.